This is a messenger RNA of Desarmillaria tabescens, 1416 nucleotides long. RefSeq lists its product as uncharacterized. The transcript has 4 exons. Lineage: Eukaryota; Fungi; Basidiomycota; Agaricomycetes; Agaricales; Physalacriaceae. The coding region runs from base 1 to 1416 and encodes 471 amino acids. The record is from RefSeq and is a predicted model, not a curated record.
AUGCCUACGGCGACUAAUGCAUCCAUAUCCAAGGAUGGCUCCGUUACGUCGAGUUCCAAACCGGCGUCUCAGCCGUCUCAGAAAUCGAUGACCAAGGCUGAACGCCGCGAGCUGCAGGAACGACAACGAGCCGCAAAACUAGCACAGAAGCAACCACAAGGCUCCUUAAAUUCUGCGGCAUCAUCCUCGAAAUCCAAGCAGGCAUCGACACCACAAAAGAAAUCUCAGGUUACUGACACGAACAAGCCUGCUGCAUUGUUAGGAAAAGAAGCAUCGCUAACCGCCAAAGAUGCCGCUUUGUCCGUUGCUGCUGCCGCUGCGGAUAGUGUUGAAGCCCAGAAAUCGCGUGGAUUGCGGAUAUUUUCCCACUUUGGCGCGCCGAAACCGUUGGGAGCCGGGGUGAAGGGCGAUAUACAUCCGGCAAUUGUUAGGCUUGGUUUACUGUUCUCAGAAUUCAAGAUAUGUGGCGCCAAUGCACGCUGUAUUGCGACUCUUUCCGCGUUUAAAACGGUCAUACAAGACUAUACAACACCCCCUAAUAACACGCUUUCACGACAUCUAAUGACACAUAUCUCGCCUCAGAUAACGUACCUUGUAUCUGCAAGACCCAUGUCCGUCACUAUGGGAAACGCCAUCCGACAACUAAAGCUAGAAAUCAGCGGGUCUGACAUCGACUUACCCGAACAAGAUGCCAAGGAUGCACUCUGUCAGAAAAUCGACAAUUACAUUCGUGACCGAAUAAUAAUCGCGGACGAAGUCAUCCAAGACCUGGCUGGCAAGAAGAUCAAGGACGGUGACGUUAUCCUCACACAUGCCAGGUCUUCAUUAGUUCAAAAGAUCCUUUUGCACGCACACUCAGAAGGAAAACGAUUUUCUGUCAUCGUAGUCGAUUCAAGGCCACUUCUCGAAGGAAAAAAGCUUCUGCAUGCGCUCACUUCUACGGAACCUCCAAUACCUUGCACAUACGCAUUUCUUUCCGCUCUUCCUUCCGUCGUUUCUGAAGCAACGACUGUUUUGGUUGGUGCUCAUUCGCUCCACUCUAACGGCGCAGUGUAUUCAAGAGCUGGGACCGCGCUGGUCGCAAUGAUGGCCAAGGCCCACGGGGUGCCUGUUGUAGUUUGUUGCGAGACGUACAAGUUUAGCGAGACUGUCAUGCUGGAUGGGUUCGGCAAGAACGAGCUAGGUGUGUGGAAUCCAUUUCGAUCGGAAAGAUGCACACCCAGAUGUUGUAUUCGAUCAGCCCCAGCAAACUUCUCACCUUCGGAGCCAAAGCCAAAUCCGACGUUAGAAGUAUUGAAUCCACUCUAUGAUGUGACCCCGCCUGCGAGUAUCACGGCAGUCGUUACCGAAGUCGGUAUGAUCCCUCCCACCAGCAUCAGCUCAAUACCCCUCGCCUUGGGUAAAACAAGCUUGUAG